AGAAAGAGACAGUUCCAUUUUUUAUGCAGGCAGAUUGCACAGUGACUUCACAGACGGGGGCCAAAGCCUUCAAAAUCCCCCUGUCCAUACGUCAGCGGAUAUGCACCACCUUCGAUACUGCCAACGCCAAGGGCAAGGACUGGCAGCUCUUAGCUCAGAAACUCCACGUUCAAAGGAACCUGUCCUACUUUACCAAGCAGAAGAGUCCCUCUGCUGUCAUUCUCAGUCUCUGGGAGGCCAGGCAUCAGGACAGUGGAGAUCUUGACUCCCUUGCAAGUGCUUUGGAGGAGAUCGGAAAGAUCCACUGUAAAAGUCUGCCUCAGAGUCCAGAUGACAAAGAAACAGACUUUACGUUUUGAGGGACUACUGAAGACAACAUGUACUCCACCAGGUGCAAUUCCCCAGCAUCUUUAAUUUAAAGUCCAAGCGCAGCCAGCUGAGGCAUAUCCAGUCUGACAGAAGACUUAGACAAGAUGCGACCAAUCAGAAGGUUUCACAUAUCUGUACAUGUGCGAAGGAAGGAUGAGUUGGUAUGAAUUUGGCACAGAUUUAACAGCUUCAAAAUGCUUUUCUAAAAGUGCCAAGCCAUCACAACUUUCAUAAAAUUCCGCCUUAGCCUUUCCUUGGUAUUUAUGAUUUUAUUAUUGUUAGUAUUAUUAUUAUUAUUGUGUG
Molecule: messenger RNA, 672 nt
Organism: Sinocyclocheilus grahami
Lineage: Eukaryota; Metazoa; Chordata; Actinopteri; Cypriniformes; Cyprinidae
Product: netrin receptor UNC5D-like
Exons: 2
Coding region: 24-359 (111 amino acids)
Biological process (GO): axon guidance; netrin-activated signaling pathway
Cellular component (GO): membrane
Molecular function (GO): protein binding; netrin receptor activity
Source: RefSeq, a predicted model, not a curated record